Phyllotreta striolata is the source of this 1808-nucleotide messenger RNA. Lineage: Eukaryota; Metazoa; Arthropoda; Insecta; Coleoptera; Chrysomelidae. The record is from the annotation of a GenBank genome assembly.
AACAUAUUGAAAACGAAAAUGGCGAUUUUGUCGAGUUCGAGUGCAGUUCGUCUUCAGUUGUUUCCUAGGGCGUUCCGCGGAAAGACCCCAUAGUGCGUACAAUCAUCCCCUAUAAAGCAAGCAGUGUGGAAAUAUUCUCGAAAACGAGCUCCUAAAAUAUUCCAAUUCGAUGGAAGAAAAAGAAAACAAAGCCGAUCCGACAAAGCAUCUCCAAGAUGACGUCGCCUCCGAAGAUCUACGACCAGCGGCGACGGGUUGCGCGUGCGCGGCAGAACCGAAUGCCACCGAAGCGGUGCCGAAGAAGCGGAAAACUCGACGCGGGAAGUCCAAACGCCGACACCCCUACUUGAAGCAGCACAGAAAAGCCGCUGGGAAACUGAAAUUGGUGAAGCCCGAGGCGCCGCACAACAGCAACCAAUUCCUGCUCGAAGAUCACGAGCUGAUCGAGGAGUUGGACAGGAACUUCAUGUCGCCGUCGACGUUGCGAACUAGAGACUCUAGCUUCAGUGUGGAUUCCGAAGGGGACUUUUAUUCAUCGCCCGACGACGAACAAAAGUUUUUGAUCAAGGACUUCGACGAUCAGUACGAGUCGCUUCAAGCUGAACGGCUGCAGAGUUUGUCGAAAGUGGAGCUGAUACAAGAGUAUAUUGCGCUGGAAAAUAAAUUAGAGCAGUUAACGAAACAAACCACGAAACUAGAAGAAGACUCAUCCGAGGAUUCCUGCCCUGAUCUCAAGCAGGAGGUGGAAAGGUUAACCAUCGAAAACGAGCGCCUGCGAAGGGAAAACGACUUGUUGAGAAGUAAAGUGAAUGAAUCGGACUCUGAGGAUUCAGAAACGGACUCGAGUGACUCGUGUAGCAGUUCAUCAUCGAGCAGUGACAGUAGUUCUUCGAAAGAUUCGAAUCGAUCUAGAAGCCCUAUUAAUAAUGGUGAUUACAGCAGUGGCAAAAUGAACGGGGUGGUAUCUAAAAGUGAAGCGGUUUUAUAAUUUUUUAGUUGUUUCGUUUUGAUGCAUUUCGUUUACACGUAUUAUUUGGAUGAUUGUUUAAUUCUCAACUGAAUAAUGUUUGCGUUUUUCUAGUUUUGAAUUUAAAAUUAUUUAUUUUUUAGUAUUAGUUUCCUAAAAUCGUUUUUACUUACUCUCAUUCCUGAUUACUUUUCGCUUAUUCUAUUCGCUAAUUAUGCAACUUAACUUGGAAUUUGUUUAAAUUUAUGUAUUACAGAUUAUUAAAUUUCCUAAAAGAGGAUUCAAUGCAAUUAAAGGGACUAAAGUGAUCUAGUCAUUUCAAAUAAGUUUUGAUACAUCAUUACAAUUGCUCGAGAGGAACAAAUAUAAUCUGUAUUUAAAUAAGUUGUAAAGUUAAGUGUUGUACAAAAGUUUAUGAAUUAAUUUUAAAAAUUAUUCGCAGUUGCUGUUUACUCUUAUUUGAAUCAAAUUAAAUAGAUAAAUUAUGUUCGUUUAUUAUGUAAGUAUUUGUAAUCUUUCCUACCCGUAAAAAUUCCAGGUUUUUCUAAAAUUUCUGGUACAUUUUACAUAAUAAAUGAACGAUGCCAUUUUUUUAGGUUUUUUUCAAAUCAAUUAUGACCUUGACGAAAAUGCGUGAUAUUUCGAAAAUCAUCUAGCAUUGUAUGGGCUUAAUAUAACGAUACGUUGCCUACCAAUUACAAUGUAGUUAUUAAUUAUAUUUUUUGUUGAUAACAUGUUUACUGCACUUUCCUCUAUUUUUUUGUAUCUAUUGUUUUAAAAUAAAAUAACUUUUGUAGAUGCGAGAUUUAAAAAAAAUGUUGUAAGUUUGAUUAAAUUAUAG